AUCAACUGGGAGCAAGGUCAGCUGCAUUGUCAUGGCUCGCUUGGUGCUAGUGGUGCUGCUCCUCCAGCUGGCCCACAUCCGGAGCGUGGCGAGUCACUACAUCCAGAUCGAUCAUGAAGAGUUUCGAGCCAGCGGUUUUCCGCAUCCCCAUUUUCCUCCACCGCCAUCGCUGACACCCCUGGAUCACCUGCCUCAGGUGCUCGCCGCCAAGGAGCUCACACCCGCCGAGGUGAUGGUAGACUUGACCAACGACCUCACCCACCGUCUGCUCCACUAUCAUUCUAUUCUAAAUCGAAACAAUUUCGCCUUCUCGCCAACGGCUUUGGUCAGUGUCCUGGUUGCCCUGUACGAAGGAUCUGCGGGAAAUAGUGCUGCAGAGUUAAGAAACGUAUUGCAACUUCCCAACAACCGCGAUGUCAUCCGAGUGGGAUAUCGCGACAUUCAUCGACGUUUGAGGACCUACUUCUUUGGCUCCGACAAUCCCCUGAAAGGACUAAGUUUGAACAAGGGCAAUGUCACUGUCCUGAAGGACUUUGAGACAGUUCUCAUGUUUUAUGGCUACGAUUUGAGUGUGGAUAUGCUAUCCUCGAAGCCAGCCAAUCUAACGGGGGAAGCUGAGAUGGUGAACACCACCAUGGCCAGUAAUGCCACGGCUGGGGAAAUGGAAGAGACCACCACAGUGAAAGAGGCCGAAGCCACAACGGAGGCUCCAACCACUACAGAAGCUCCAGCCACGACAACUACCGAGGAGCCUGCCACAACGACAACGGAAGCUCCGGCUGAGGAAGCCACCACAGAAGCGCCAGCCGCAUCAGGAGAGGAGGCUGCUGAGCCUGCUGCCGAUGAUGAGGCAGCCGAGUUAGUUUCCGCUUUUGUGGCUGAGGAGGAUGCCGAACCGCUGCUUCGUAUUCAGAAGGCUAGGGUUUCCAAGCUGCCCAUUAGCAAGCUCCAAGCACCUCUCAAGCACUCGAAUCCGAUCACACCAAAGCCUCUUUACCUUCCCAGCGCAAGGACAAUAGCAGCUAUGCCAAUGAUGGCUCGUCAGGUGGCAGAAAGAAAGCCAUCUCCCCUCCGGCAAGUAAUUUCCAUUUCAGCUCCGCCAGUGGCGAACACUUCACAAUCCAGACGACCAAAAGUGGCACGACACAAGCGCCACGCUCUUCCCGGCUACAAGGAUCUGGACGCGAAUCUCUUCUUGACUCUGUUUAGCCCACAUCCGCAUGUGCCACCGCAUCAUCUGCAUAUUCCUCCGCCAGUUCCCGCUGCAUUCGCCCCAAUCACAAAUGAUUUCGAGCCGCAUUUUGUGAGUGAUGCGGCAGAGAGCAAGUCUAACUAUAACACGGAUGUGAUUAGCCAUGUCUUCUACUUGGGCAAUCAGCAGGUGGUGCACACCACCUUCAAGGUAUACAAUGCCGUGCUGUACUACAAGUACUUCGAGCACCUAAAAAUGAGUGUGCUGGAACUGGAGCUGGACACGCCAGAGUACAAUCUAAUGAUACUACUGCCCGACUACCAAACAGACAUUGUUGGAGCUGCCGCCUCCUUGAAACUGGGACCCACCCUCCGGCUUAUGAGGAAGCAAUUGAAGCCACGAUGGGUUCAGGCCAUCAUUCCAGACUUUAAGCUCCACGGAACCAUGUUUCUCACCAAUGACCUGCAGAAUAUGGGAAUCUGUGACGUCUUUGAGCCAAAUCGAGCCGAUUUUCGACCCAUGACUGAUGAGAAGGGCGUCUAUGUGCGGCACAUUGAGCAAUCCAUAGACGUCACCAUCCGAACGCAUCCCAUCAAUCAGCUGAAGCGCAACUAUGGCGCGCAAACGAAGCCCAUUCAGAUCUCUGUGAACCAUCCGUUUAUGUUUUUCAUCAUUGAUCGCGACCUGGACGUCGCUGUAAUGUCGGGCCGCAUACUGAAUCCGCUGAACGUGCGCAUCCAAUGAGGCGCGACGAAGGUCAAGCAUCGAAAGUGAAGCUCCCUUUCGGUUCCC
Molecule: messenger RNA, 1984 nt
Organism: Drosophila bipectinata
Lineage: Eukaryota; Metazoa; Arthropoda; Insecta; Diptera; Drosophilidae
Gene: Spn85F
Product: Serpin 85F
Molecular function (GO): serine-type endopeptidase inhibitor activity
Source: RefSeq, a predicted model, not a curated record